Molecule: messenger RNA, 1143 nt
Organism: Rattus rattus (black rat)
Lineage: Eukaryota; Metazoa; Chordata; Mammalia; Rodentia; Muridae
Product: AT-hook DNA-binding motif-containing protein 1-like
Source: RefSeq, a predicted model, not a curated record
GGUGACUGUUUUAGCAGCAUGUCACCACUGCCCUCCCAGUCGAGAGCCUUUGGUGUGGGAGAACGAGAUCCCUGUGACUUCAUGGGACCUUACUCCAUGAAUCCAUCCACACCUUCUGAUGGCACUUUUGGCCAAGGCUUCCACUGUGACUCUCCCAGCCUGGGUGCUCCUGACCUUGACAGCAAGCAUUUCCCACCACUGGCCCACCCACCCACAGUGUUUGAUGCUGGCCUGCAGAAGGCCUACUCACCCACCUGUUCACCGACACUAGGCUUCAAGGAAGAGUUGCGGCCACCACCUUCAAAGCUGACUGCCUGUGAGCCCCUCAAGCAUGGUCUUCAGGGGGCUAGCCUGAGCCAUGCAGCCCAGGCCCACCUGAGCUGCCGGGACCUACCGCUAGGCCAGCCUCACUAUGAGUCCCCUAGUUGCAAGGGUACAGCCUAUUGGUACCCACCAGGUUCAGCUGCCCGCAGCCCACCUUAUGAAGGCAAGGUGGGUUCAGGGCUGCUGGCUGACUUCCUGGGCAGGACGGAGGCUGUCUGCCUCAGUGCCCCUCACCUGGCUAGCCCACCAGCCACGCCCAAGGCCGACAAAAAGGAGCCAUUGGAGAUGACCCGGCCCCAGUCCACCCGUGGCCCUGCUGCAGCCACUGCUGGCUAUGGCUGCCCACUCCUUAGUGACUUAACUCUGUCCCCUGUGCCGAGGGACUCGCUGCUGCCCCUGCAGGACACUGCCUACAGGUAUCCAGGCUUUAUGCCGCAGACACACCCUGGUCUGGGUGGGGGCCCUAAGAGUGGCUUCCUGGGGCCCAUGGCGGAACCUCACCCUGAGGACACAUUUACCGUCACCUCCCUGUAGUACCAACUGAAGUGCCGACUGGACCACGAGGUUUUGUUCCUGGCUUUCAGAAGACCAAUGCCAAGACCCCUCCCAGCGUCCACAUCAUCCUCUGGCAGGAGCGCCUGCCCCUCUGCCUCCCACCUGCCCCUUGCACCCCCUGCAGCCCCAUAUCCCACCCCACGACCCCUCCUUGCCCAUCUCCUCCACGCAGAAGCCGAAGGUGAGCCCUUUCUGCACAAAACCAGCAAUUGUAAAUACUUUUUAAAAUGUACAAAACUUAAAAACAAAACACAGUUUUAGAAA